This is a messenger RNA of Heterostelium album PN500, 2424 nucleotides long. RefSeq lists its product as uncharacterized. The transcript is spliced from 4 exons. NCBI's taxonomy places the organism in Eukaryota, Evosea, Eumycetozoa, Acytosteliales, Acytosteliaceae. The record is from RefSeq and is a predicted model, not a curated record. The coding region runs from base 1 to 2424 and encodes 807 amino acids.
AUGAUCAAUAGCACCAGCACACCUCCACCAAUGGCCAAGUUAUUCUCCAUUAAGACAUCACAACUAGUAAAUUCGAAGCUUGACACAAAGACACCACUUCCUGAAAUCAAACUUAAUCAUUCCGCACUUCAACAUAAUAGAGAGAUUAACUUUGUAAAUAAUAACAAUAAUAAUAAUAAUAAUAAUAACAGUAACAAUAAUAGUAUAUCAAUCAAUAAUAAUAAUAUUAAUAACAUUGUAAAUAGUAAUAAUAAUAAUAACGAUAAAACAUUUAAAUCAGUUAGUGAAGAUGGUUUGACAUGGACGUUGAAUCCACUACACGAGUCAAAGAAGACAACAGCGGAAAUCAACAAGUUAGAUGUGGAAACUGAAGGUGAUGAUGUUUUUGUAGAUGAUGAUGAGGUUGUUCAUCCAGUUUCAUCGGUGUCCUCUUCCUCUUCAUCAACGAUCGAUCAAAUACUUAAAGAAGAAGAGGAUGAUGGUAAUGAAGAGGUGUUGAAUAGUGACAUUGUAAUGGCUGACGACGAUGAUGAUGAGGAAGAAACAACAUUGGUUACAAAUUCAACAAUUGUUGUCGACCAAAAUGUUGAUGUCGAUGUCGAAGUUGUUAGUGGAAGCACCGGUGAUAGCAUUAUAGCUGGUAGCAGUGAGGUUGGUGCUGACAAUGAUAGCGGCGCUGAUGUUCCUGUUUCUUUGUUUUUGGAAACCACGAAACUAAGUCUGUUCAAGCCGAAUCCGCUAACGAGCAUACCGAUUCCCGAUCCACUGACAAGCAUGCCAACAACAGCAAUGCCGGCAAACAGCAUAACAACAACAACUACCACUACGAUAGUUCCAAGUCAAGAGAUACAAAAUGCCUAUGACAACACAACCAAAGCGCCUGCCACAACCGCCCAAGCAGUGGCAAAUGCCACUUCCACCACCACAACAGCAACCGCAGUCAACACACCCUCCACAAUAGACAAAGAGAUCGAUCCUGAUAUAACCAAUCUAACUAGAAACAGAUCAUAUCUAUACUCCAAUUUUCAAGAAGAAGAACCAGACAAUGAAAUAAUUAUCAACAUUGAAGGUAUCGAUUCCAAUAAUCAAUUUUCAUUGAUAAACUUUAAUAGGAUUUUUAAUCUCUAUUAUAAGUGUUUGGAGAAUAGUGAUGACCAAACGAGAUCACAAUGUGUAAGGUACUUUAUAAAGUAUUAUGAAUACAAGUUUCUACACUAUAUCGAUGAAGAAGGUUUUACCAAAUUCAUUGUUGACGUAUUCUUUGAUCCUUCAAUUAAUGUAUUCAACAACAUGUCAUUAUAUAAUUGUGGUGAUAAUAUUUCACUAAUACAAGAUAUUUACAAAAGAAUUAUUAAUGAUAAAAGAAAUAGAAUAGAAGUCUAUCAAGAAUGUUGUAAUUUCAAAUGUAUUCCAGAACAAUACUUGGAUUUCAAUUUUUAUGAUUUCUACAACAGGUUAUUAACAAAUGAUGACACCAAUAUCAAUGAAAAUCAAAAUACUAUCGUUAAUCAAAAUGAAUUAGAGAAGAACGACGACGACGACAACAACAACAACAACAAUAGCAACAAUAACUACGACAACAGCAACGAAGAAAAUUACACUGCUCUUGUCAAAUCAUUCAUUCUACCAGAAAUAUUCUAUUAUAAUAUUACAAGACACAUCAAUCUCGAAAGUAAAUAUUCAUUGAUCAAAUCACCGCCAUUGUUUUUUGAUUAUGAAUCGAUCAAUUUCUUCAAAUACGGUGAAAGUACCGAGCGAACAAAUCAAAUGUUUUCAAGAGUUCAAGUAUUUCACAUUAAAUCUGAUGAAUACGAUAGUAAUACUAAUGAUGGUGUACGGAGACACUAUUUCCGAGAUAAUAAUAGCUUCUUCACUCAAGAUGAUGAACACUAUUAUCGAGUGUCUAUUUCAAAGAAUCGAUACUUGACACAACUUCCUCCGAUGCCUCAACUCAAGCACAUCUCUAUCACUGACUACCAUGGAUAUACUGGUAAUUACAGUUCAUUUUUGAAAAAGAUCCUCGAGAGCACACCCAAUGGAGAUGGUCAUGGAAUCGAAUCAUUCUAUAUCAAUAUCGAUAAGGAUUGGAACGAUUGUCCAGACUACAGUAACUUGAACUUUUUGUUACCACUGUUAUCACUUCACUCGAAAACAUUGAAAUCUGUCGUGAUCAGCUAUGAUGAUAGUUGCAAAUACGGUGAUGUAAUUACACUAUUGGAGAUUCUAAAAGAAACGCUUUCGACAAUGAAACAAUAUAAUUACUCAUUCAUUAUGUAUGGUAACUUUAGAAUGUUAAAAGAACAAUGCAAUAAUGAAGUCGAUUUGGAGGUAUAUCGAUAUCUACUUAAUCAAAAAAAGAUUUCAAACAAAUUUGAUUAUGGUUUAGAUCAAUAUGAUGAAGAUGACCUUAAUGAUAUAAUCUAA